AUGGAAAACAAGACACCGAUCUCAGUUGUCACUGAUGGCGAUGGUGCAAUGAGAAAUGCAAUAAAGGCAGUUAUUCCUUCUGCCCGUCACCGAUUAUGUGCUUGGCAUUUAAAAAGAAAUGUGGUUACCAAUACAAACAAGGGAUUCGUUCAUGAUUUUGGUGUGGCUAUGGACAUGAUUUGCAGCCAUGAGGAGUUUGAAAGAAGGUGGCAUUUGCUAGUUAAGAAACACAAUUUGAGAUAUAACCAAUGGGUUGUGUUUUUGUACCAAAAAAGGGAAAAAUGGGCUGCUGCAUUUUUGAGGGGUCACUUUUUUGCUGGAAUGAAAUCAACGCAAAGAUCAGAACAAUUGAAUGCUACAGCACACAAGUACCUUCAAUUCAAAAUGCUACUUUACCCUUUUGCUCAACGAUUUGAGCUAUUUUUAUCAAAAGUUAGACAGAAUGAACACAAGGAAGAAUGUAUCACAAGUCAGUCAUCUCCUGUUCUAAUUACUCAUUUGAGAGAAUUAGAAGGAAAUGCUGCAAGUAUUUUCACGAGAAAGAUUUUUUUAAAGAUUCGUGAUGAAAUUUCUGCUGAAGCCUCACUUCGCCUCAUUUUAGUUGUUGAUCAAGAUAAGGUGAAGUUAUAUACAUACACUGAGUACUUGCAUCGAAUUUGCUCUUGGCAAGUGGAAUUGGAUAAAUCUGAAAGGAUAUUAUUUGUUCAUGUAAGAAACUUGAGUCGGAUGGAAUUCCUUGCUCCCAUGCGUUUGCAGUUAUGA
This is a messenger RNA of Coffea eugenioides, 762 nucleotides long. Its product is annotated as protein FAR1-RELATED SEQUENCE 5-like. The coding region runs from base 1 to 762 and encodes 253 amino acids. Gene Ontology annotation, biological process: regulation of DNA-templated transcription. The record is from RefSeq and is a predicted model, not a curated record. The transcript has a single exon. Lineage: Eukaryota; Viridiplantae; Streptophyta; Magnoliopsida; Gentianales; Rubiaceae.